This is a messenger RNA of Malaclemys terrapin pileata, 3266 nucleotides long. It is a transcript of the gene SEC14L1, whose product is annotated as SEC14 like lipid binding 1. The transcript is spliced from 19 exons. Gene Ontology annotation, molecular function: RIG-I binding. The coding region runs from base 557 to 2716 and encodes 719 amino acids. NCBI's taxonomy places the organism in Eukaryota, Metazoa, Chordata, Testudines, Emydidae. The record is from RefSeq and is a predicted model, not a curated record. Gene Ontology annotation, cellular component: cytosol; cytoplasm. Gene Ontology annotation, biological process: negative regulation of RIG-I signaling pathway.
GCCAGCCAGGGGGUGGGGAGUGUGAAUUGUGGAGAAGGAGAAGGGGGUUGCAGGUGUAGUGGAGGCAGAGAGGGGGAUUGGAGGAAAUGCACAUGGGUGUGUGACAUGGGGGUCAGCAAGAGGAAUGGGAGUAGGAAGCAGGGACACCUUAUUCCAAGUUUAGCCUCUGGAUCUCACUGAACCACUGUGCCCUUCCCCCCCGCCCCCCCCCCCCGUGCCGUGUAACACAGUUCCUGUUGAUAGUGUAUGUUGGCCCUUAGCUCUCUUUCAGGGGUUUAGCUGGUUUAUAGCAUCAGUGGAUGCCAUGUUGUGCCCUAGUGCCUGCAGCAUGGUGGUUUUUGUAGCACAGAUGGAAUGAGGCAUUUUGGGUUUACCUCUCCAUUGCCUAAAUGAAGGAACAAUUUCCACCUCCGUCUUGGAUUGUACUGGGGCUAAGGUGCAUGAAAUCCAUUUCUAGUGGCGCAGCUCAUGUGAGUGCCAGUCAUCUACCGGGUCAACACUCAGCCACUUUGGUGGUUCUUCAUAUUGUCUGAAUAGUUCUUAUUAAUCCGAAACCAUGGUGCAGAAAUAUCAGUCCCCCGUGCGGGUAUAUAAACACCCCUUUGAGUUAAUUAUGGCUGCGUAUGAAAGAAGAUUUCCUACAUGUCCUCUAAUCCCAAUGUUUGUAGCUAGUGACACUGUGAAUGAAUUCAAGAGUGAGGAUGGAGCUAUCCAUGUGAUAGAAAGGCGUUGUAAACUGGAUAUAGAUGCACCACGGUUAUUGAAAAAGAUUGCAGGAGUAGAUUAUGUUUACUUUGUCCAGAAGAACUCCUUGAACAGACAAGAUCGGACUUUGCACAUAGAGGCCUACAAUGAAACCUUUUCUAACAGAGUCAUCAUUAAUGAGCACUGCUGUUACACAGUUCACCCUGACAAUGAAGAUUGGACCUGUUUUGAACAGUCAGCAAGCCUGGACAUCAAGUCUUUCUUUGGCUUUGAAAGCACAGUGGAAAAGAUUGCCAUGAAACAGUACACCAGCAAUAUUAAAAAGGGGAAGGAAAUAAUAGAGUAUUACCUGAAGCAGAUGGAGGAAGAUGGGAUAACAUUUGUUCCUCGUUGGACUCCUCCUGUUAUGUAUAAACUGGAGAACAGCACAUCUCGCAUAGCACGACCAGUUUCUCCUGCUAUCAACAUACCAGAUACUGCCACAAAGGAGGGACUGAACAAUAAGGAAGUGCUCAACACCUCCAGCAGCCCAUCAGAGCCCACAGCAGGAACACCUGAUGACAAACUCGAUGCAGACUAUAUCAAGCGGUAUCUGGGUGACUUGACACCAUUGCAGGAAAGCUGUCUCAUCCGACUUCGACAGUGGCUCCAGGAAACUCAUAAGGGCAAAAUCCCAAAGGAUGAACAUAUUUUACGAUUCUUGCGUGCCCGGGACUUCAAUAUUGACAAAGCCAGAGAGAUUCUUUGCCAGUCACUAACAUGGCGUAAACAGCACCAGGUGGACUAUAUUCUGGAUACCUGGAACCCUCCACAAGUACUUCAAGAUUACUAUGCAGGAGGUUGGCAUCACCAUGACAAAGAUGGGCGCCCUCUGUAUGUGUUGAGGCUGGGACAGAUGGAUACCAAAGGCUUAGUGCGAGCUCUUGGGGAAGAAGCCUUGCUUCGAUAUGUUCUUUCUAUAAAUGAAGAAGGACUGAGGCGAUGUGAAGAGAAUACAAAAGUAUUUGGCAGGCCUAUAAGCUCCUGGACCUGUCUGGUGGAUUUGGAGGGCUUGAAUAUGCGACAUUUAUGGAGACCUGGUGUCAAAGCAUUACUAAGAAUCAUUGAAGUGGUUGAAGCCAAUUACCCUGAAACAUUGGGUCGCCUUCUUAUCCUGAGAGCCCCCAGAGUAUUUCCAGUCCUCUGGACACUGGUUAGUCCGUUCAUUGAUGACAACACCAGAAAGAAAUUCCUUAUUUAUGCAGGAAAUGACUACCAAGGGCCUGGAGGGCUACUGGAUUACAUUGAUAAAGAAAUUAUCCCAGAUUUCCUUAGUGGAGAGUGCAUGUGUGACGUUCCCGAGGGUGGGCUAGUUCCGAAGUCUCUGUACCGGACUGCAGAAGAGUUGGAAAAUGAAGACCUAAAACUGUGGACUGAAACUAUCUAUCAGUCUGCAAGUGUCUUCAAGGGAGCUCCACACGAGAUUUUCAUUCAGAUUGUGGAUGCCUCGUCUGUGAUCACAUGGGAUUUUGAUGUGUGCAAAGGCGACAUUGUUUUUAACAUCUAUCACUCCAAGCGAGUGCCACAGCCUCCUAAAAAGGACUCUCUGGGCACCCACAGCAUUACAUCUCCUGGGGGGAACAAUGUACAGCUGAUAGAUAAAGUCUGGCAGCUAGGGCGUGAUUACAGUAUGGUGGAGUCCCCACUUAUCUGCAAGGAAGGGGAGAGUGUGCAGGGGUCUCAUGUGACCAGAUGGCCUGGCUUCUAUAUUCUUCAAUGGAAAUUUCACAGCAUGCCUGCCUGUGCUACAACCAAUCUGCCUCGUGUGGAUGAUGUACUGGCAUCUCUACAGGUCUCCUCUCAUAAGUGCAAAGUGAUGUACUAUACAGAAGUGAUCGGAUCAGAAGAUUUCAGAGGAUCUAUGACCAGCCUUGAAUCAAGCCACAGUGGAUUCUCCCAGCUCAGCGCUGCCACAACCUCUUCCAGCCAGUCCCACUCCAGCUCCAUGAUUUCCAGAUGGCGAUUUUGCUGACAGCUGUAAAGAAACCGCUUCAUUCAACAGUCCACAUCUGCCCUGAGGUGUCUGGCUUUGUAGACCUUUUUGAGUUACAGCCACUUUUCAAGGCUGAAGAUUUCUUGGGUUUUUUUAGUUAGUGGCACUUGAGGGUUUCCUCAAAGUCUAAUGCAUCUUUAAAAACUCAAAGCACAUGACAGCACAAACAGUCGAGGGGUUAAUACACCAGAAAAGCAAGAUAAAGUUUCCUCUUAAUGAAGUGCUAUGGCAAAUAGGACUUACUUAUGCAGUUUGAAAUAGACCUGAUUAAUUUUAAUACCCUUGGUCUCCUCUUUUUCAUGUGAUAUUGCUGUUCUUCCUUUCUGCCAACAGACUAUUCUGUUGGCUUUUCUCCCCUGUAUUACCAAUGUCCUGUCCCUGCCCUCUUGUCCAUAUUCAUGAAUUGCAUAUCAAAUUCUGUAAAUGUUUUGUAAACAUAUUACCUCACUGUUGGUAAUAAGAAACGGUCUUUAAAAGAUUUUUUUAUUGUUAUCAAUAAUAAAUGUGAACUGUUUGAAAAAAAAUCAGA